Guillardia theta CCMP2712 is the source of this 734-nucleotide messenger RNA. RefSeq lists its product as hypothetical. NCBI's taxonomy places the organism in Eukaryota, Cryptophyceae, Pyrenomonadales, Geminigeraceae. The transcript is spliced from 7 exons. The coding region runs from base 11 to 682 and encodes 223 amino acids. The record is from RefSeq and is a predicted model, not a curated record. Gene Ontology annotation, molecular function: protein binding.
GGACCGGGAAAUGCGCAAAGAACAUAGACGAGGCGUGCGAGGCGGGGUUCUAGCAAGCUUAUCUCCUCUUCUCCUCUCACAGAAUUUUUUCACGCUUUCUCUCCUCUUCCUGUCCUGGAUCUGCGCUCCCUCCCAAGGAUUUUCCGUAUCCCCGAAGUUUCACCUUGCACGAGAAGCCUCGAGCACACGUUCGUUGAGGAGGUUGGGGAUAUGGAGAACUCUUCGUGCAGAUGUCACUGUUACAUUGAAGACUCCUCUUGGUAUCGUGUUCGAGGAGAUCGAAGCAGGACAGCCAAAGGGCUUGUUUGUCAAAGAGAUUCUGUCUGGUGGGAACGCCGAUCGGAAUGGUCAGAUCCUGGUUGGGGACAAGCUUGUCGCAACGUCUGCAGUCAUACUUGACUCAACAACGAAGCCCAUCAUUGGGAUCGGUGGAGCUGCAAACACCAACUGGAAGCGAACGAUGAUUCCGUGCGGUUCCAUGGAUUUUGAGAAUGUGAUGGCGGCGAUAAAGAGUAACUCGGGGAGAUAUGGAUACGACGAUGUAAGAAUUACUGUCCGAAGGACUGAUCAGAGCGUGCCAAGAUCUACAACGACAAUACAAAGGUCAAGUGCCACAGAGGAAACUGCGUCAAGCUCACCUGACCUUCCAUUGAAAACGCCGGUGGAUGAAUGGAAGCGAUGAGUUUUCAAGAUUCAGAAAUAAUUGAUAAGGGGCUUGCAGUAAAAUGCAAAUG